This is a messenger RNA of Gadus morhua (Atlantic cod), 4961 nucleotides long. RefSeq names its product spire-type actin nucleation factor 1b (gene spire1b). Gene Ontology annotation, cellular component: cell cortex; cytoplasmic vesicle membrane. The record is from RefSeq and is a predicted model, not a curated record. Gene Ontology annotation, molecular function: actin binding; microtubule binding. NCBI's taxonomy places the organism in Eukaryota, Metazoa, Chordata, Actinopteri, Gadiformes, Gadidae. The coding region runs from base 475 to 2922 and encodes 815 amino acids. Gene Ontology annotation, biological process: actin filament polymerization; Golgi vesicle transport; actin filament network formation. The transcript is spliced from 17 exons.
AAUGCAUCAAUAAUGUCAAUCUCUAAAUGCCACAUUAAACGGUUGCCACAGUAUAACUUCCAUUCUAAUCUCAGAGUGGGUAGAGAAGGCUUUCGAGGAACGGCUCCAAUCUGCAUGCUGUCUGAAAUAGACUGCUCGCUGUGGGGUAAAAUGUGUCUGACGUGCAUGGUGGACGAGUAAAGGAGUGCAAAAGCGAUCAUGUGAGUGCUCAGGGUGUACCAACCAAGCUCGGAAUGAAUUGGAAUGGGACAGCCUUUGAGACCAUGAACACACAGUCAUAUGACGAACCAAGAACACAGCACGCAGGGGCGUCGCGCGAGGAAACUGUCAUCAUCACCCACUGCUGAGUGGAGAGGAGAGCGCAGCGCAUCAAUGCCACCAGGUGGUCUCGCUCACGUCGCUUGGAGUCUGGACUACACUACGCUGGCAUCGUCUCGUCGUCGGCCUAAUAGCCGUUGAGAGAAGAAUGCAAGAAUGGCGGAGGACGACGCCGAGCUGAUCAGGGCAGCGUUGCAACGAGACCAGCGACUCCUGCAAAGCUCGUCUUGCGGGUGCACCGCGAUGGAUGGAGCGACCAUGGAGGAAAAAGGAGAGGAUCUAUCUCUGGAGGCGAUUCUAGCGCUGUACAACCAGCCCAUCAAUGAGGAGCAGGCAUGGGCAGUUUGCUACCAGUGCUGCAGCACGCUGGCGAGGGGACCAGGGAGGAGGACCUCCGCGGCGGGUCUCGGGACAGCGUCCGUGGUGCACCGUGCGCGGAAGAUCCAGGGACUCGGGGACGUGAUCAUCCAGAGAGACGGAUUGGUUCGCUUCCGAUACGACGAGGAUUCACAAGCUAAAUCCAUCCCCUGCAGAUCAACAGAGGUGAUCGAGUCCCUGGGCAUCAUGGUGUACAACGCCCUGGACUACGGCCUGAAGGAGACGGAGGAGCGGGAGCUGAGCGCGCCGCUGGAGCAGCUCAUCAACCACAUGAUCAACAUGGCGGAGGCCGAGAAGGACGCCUGCUACGACGAAGGCUACGAGGCCACCGAGGAAGACGAGGAGGCAGAGGAUGAGCCCGGGUGCGCCCCCGGCACCAGAUGUUACAGGGACCUGCUCAAGAUCUGCACGUCCCACCUUCCCGGCCAAUCAGAUGCUCCUAUUCACUACCAGGCGGUGUGCCGCGCUCUUUACUCAGAGACCAAGGAGCUCCGCACCUUCUUGGAGAAGAUAAGGAGUGCCAAAGAGAACCUGAGGAAGAUGGAGGGGGACUCAUCAGGGGAAACUGGCAGGGACCUGGAUGAGCUGCAGAACUCUGACUGGGCACGCUGCUGGGUGCAGGUGAUGCGCGGCCUACGGGACGGGGUGAAGCUGAAGAAGGUGCACGAGCGGCGGUACGACCCGCUGCCCAUCGAGUACCAGCUGACGCCCUACGAGAUGCUGAUGGACGACAUCCGCUCCCAGCGCUUCAAGCUGCGCAAGGUCAUGGUGAACGGGGACAUCCCCCCCAAGUUAAAGAAGAGUGCCCACGAGGUCAUCCUGGACUUCAUCCGGUCCAGACCGCCUUUGAACCCCGCAUCAGCCCGUAAGCUGAAGCCCCAGGCCCAGGCCCCGCCCACCCUCCAUGAACGCAUCCUGGAGGAAAUAAAGGCAGAGAGGAAACUCCGCCCAGUGUCUCCAGAUAUGAUCCGCAGGGGCAGGCUGGUCAGGCGGCCUCUUAGCAUGUCUUUCAGUUUUGAUGCGGCAGACGACUUCAGUCCAUACAUGGGCCGCAGGUCAUCCAGCACGCUGUCGCUGCUCAACGCCGUGUCGGACUCCUCCCGCCUGGACGCGGCCGGGUCGCAGUCGGUCCCCCAGAGGAAACGGCUCCUCAAGGCCCCCAGCCUCGCAGAGCUGGACAGCUCCGACUCGGAUGAGGAGGCCUGGGGCCGGAGGUCCGCCAGCAGCUCCAGCAUGGCAACGUCCGUGAUGGACGACACGUCCCCGGAGAUGGCGCUGGGCAAUAAAACUCCCCCCAUGUUCCUGCCCAUCUCGUCCACGCCCCAGCCAGAGCGGAGGAAGCAGCCCCAGCAUAGGAGGCACUCCAUCGAGAAGGAGACCCCCACCAACGUCAGGUUAUUCCAGCCCCCCACCAAGAAGAACUCCAAGUCCCUGGAGGAGUUCUGCUUCCCAGUGGAGUGUCUGUCCCUAACGGUGGAGGAGGUGAUGCACAUCAGACAGGUGCUGGUCAAGGCAGAGCUGGAGAAGUUCCAGCAGUACAAGGACGUCUACAACGCCAUGAAGAAGGGAAAGCUUUGCUUCUGUUGUCGGACAAAAAGGUUUUCCUUCUUCACCUGGUCCUACACCUGUCAGUUUUGCAAGCGGCCUGUGUGCUCAAACUGUUGUAAAAAGAUGCGGCUGCCGUCCAAGCCGUACUCCAGCCUGCCCAUCUACUCCAUCGGUUCCACCAACACCCUUCCCAGGGACAGGCUGGAGGCCAUGGCCGGCGUCGCUAAAUCCAUGCCCGUAGCCGACGGGGCGGGGCCAUCGGGGGCGCCCCCGCCCGCCACCGCCUCCACCUCCGCAUCGGCGAAGGGCCCCCCCUCCGCGGGGAUGAAGGGCUCCAGGCUGGGCAGAGGGAGAGCGGGGGCCUCGCCCGAGAAGACCUCCCAGGGCCAAUCGCGCCACAGCCUUCAGAAGACCAUGUCAAAGUUGUCCAAACACGGGUCCCUCAAAACCAGCGAUGACCUGGAGCUUCCUCCUGAGUUGACCGAGGACUGGGCCACCAUGGAGGUCUGUGUGGACUGCAAGAAGUUCAUCCACGACAUCAUCUCCUCCAGCAAGCACAGCCUGUCGCUGGCCACCAAGCGGGCGCGUCUAAAGCGCAAGACCCAGUCCUUCUACCUGUCCUCCCCCAAGGGCCGCGAGGAAUACCGACCCUCGGAACGGACAAUCAACGAGAUCUAGGGCUUGUUCUUUCCGUCGGUUUGUCUUUCUUUCUCUUCUCUCAUUGUUUGUCAUAGUUUCUUUCUCUCUCUUCUUUCUUGCCUCAUUUCAUUCUUUAAUGUCUUGCUUUCUAUCUUUCAUUCUCUUUAUUUUGUUUGCCUUACUCUUGGUCUCGGUUGACGUCUCUCUCUUGCUCUCGCUCGCUCUCUCUCUCACAAGCACACUUCUCUUCCAGAUAGGUUGGUGGGUCACCUUGUCCCUGAAAACGUGUGAAGUGGUGUGCUGUCGGCUGUGUGGUGUCCUGAUUUUAGAGGUGUGGCUCCCUCCUGGAUCAAAUCACCCUCACUAUUUGUGGAUAUAUACGUGGAUUUUGGAGGCUAUUUAAUUUAAUUUCUGAAGAGUUUCAACAAAAGUGAAAGGUUUUCUUCUGUUACCAAUGGUCACAAUAAGGUUGUCUUCCCUGGACUAAUAUCCAUCAUCAAAUGAAUACAUGGAAUUAAGGUCAUUUACAGAUGAGCACAAGAAAAAAAGGAAAAGACUGAAGUGCAUUUGAAUUCCUCAAGCAAGGGAAACACAAGCGGACCCAAAAGCCAGGACAAAACAUGUAAUGGCCUCAGAGUUAUAUUUAUUUACCUUAUUCUGCGGCUGAACAGAUGAUGACAAUGAUGAUAAAUGUUAAUCUGUAAAUCUUUUUUAUGAGUUAUAAUUUUGUAUUGCAUAUAUAUAAAGUACGUAAAGUAUGUGAGGUCGGUCCACACCGGAAAGUUAAAAAACAAAGUAGUUUAACUUUGCUGAUCACACUUAUUGAUGUAUUUUGUGGGUCAGUCUGUUAUUACUAGGACUAUAUGAAAGUCUCCAUUAAGGACUUCUUGAAUUGCUUUAGAAUCAAAUUGUGGGAAGCCCUUUUUUGUCCUCUCUUAAACUCCAGAUUUAGUGCCAAAUGAAUCUACAACACCCCGUAAUUAGUAUGCAACCAAAAUAUGUAUUGUUGUGUGCCCAGUGUAAAUAAAGUGUAUGAUUUUGCAAUAACAUACAGAGGCAUAUCCAUCUGGCACAUUUUAAAGCACAUUUACUACACAUACCAUGAUAAUAAUUUUUAGUAGAAAGCAUAUGACCAUUCUUUGUUAACUUUCAAUGCCAAACACAGGAAACUAGUUUUCUUCAUUCAGAUGUCCCCACCAUUUCCUAUAACUUGAACAAGUAGAACAGUGUUUCUGUCAAGCUUGUGGUCUCUAGCGCGUUGCCAUUGCUAGAUAUAAUGCCUUUAAGUUAUCAAUUGGAUAUUUUUAUAUUGAAUAUCAUUUAUGGAAAUAAUUCCUAGAUGUUAUUGUCAAACAACUAUUUCUGAUUAAUAUAAGAGUGAACAUCAAUCGUAUUUCCUGUAGUUGUAUUAUUUAAAUAUAAAUGAAUGCACUGUACAGUUUCACUAAACCUGUGCAUUGUAAACGCAGCAUAGAAUGCAAUACUACAACCUGUACUGUUUGACAUAUAAUGUUGACGUGAGAAAGGAUUGGAUAUUAAUCAUGAUUUAAAGUGUCAUUAUUGUUCCCCAACAUGACAUAACAUAACCCUUCAUAUUUAUGUAGUACCCCUGUGAUAAAGCAUAUUUGUCAAAAACAAAUACAGGUAACAUCACAUGUUCUUUCUGCCGUCAUUGCUAUUUUUCCAUCCAAGAUAGUUUUCCCCCCCAAUAUUUCUGCCUUAAAAUCAUCCACCUUGUGUGGUCACACCUGUUACUAUCAUUUUGAACGGCUCCGUCUACUGUAACUGUAAGUACUUUGUUUACUACUGUAUGUAGAUCAGGUCUGUGUUUGUUGCCUUGGCGGUAUGUUGACAGGAUGUGACCCACUCUAAUGAGAGAGCGAUAGUGAGAGAAUAAGGGUGGGUGCGAUCCCAGGACUAUAAAACCUUUAUAAACUGUCAACGUGACGGUUGAGAUGACUCUGGAUGAUGCUGGAUGCUGGUGGAAGACAUCAUGCAUGUGAGGUUCCUUUAAGCUGUAACUCACUGCGGACAAUUCUAUUCAAGAUGACCAAGUCAAUAAACUAUGUGAUGCAAUA